CAGUAUAAUUGAUCAGACUGGGUGUGAAUGGCUGCUCUCUAGCAGCCAAUGGCUGAGCACCGGAUGCGAGAUAUCCGCUGCAACAACAAGCCCUCUGUUCCCCCCUUCAGCUUGACGCCAUUUACAGCCCAAAUCCCGACCUCCUCUCCGGAAAGAGAAAAAAAAAAAAAAAAAAAAAACACGCACACGCGUAAAAGUCCUUGCAGACCCUCGCGCCACCGUGAAUAAGUCGCAGCGAAUUAAAACUCCUUGAGAGCUGGACUUUUGCCGUCUGUUCGUCCACCGUCUGUUCCUCUGCGUAAAAGGGGCCAUUUUGCAUAACGAGCAGCGGAGUCGGGCGAAGUUUGCGCUGCUGCCGAUGACUGAAGAGUUGAAGCCCGCUUUAAUGCCUCGUGCUCCCGCGCUCGAACGCCACGGGAUUUACGUCUUAGCGCCGCUUCCACAGAAAAUGCGCACCGCUCGGAAACUUUCUCCGUGGAUUUUACCGACGGCUCCCGCGACUGAACGCCACAUGUAGGGGAAUAAACUCUCACUCAAAGUGGAAUUACUUCACCUGAGCGGGGCUCAAGCGUCGAAAGCACGGAUUUCAGAUGUGUCCCAUGUUAGUCAGAGUGGCCCUUAACUCCCGAGAUGGAUUCCAGAAGUCAGAGCGACAGCGAUGGGGGAGGAGGGCGCAGCGGUGGGCCGCCGCCGCCGUCGACCGGACCCGCGGGGCCGCCGCCUGACGAAGGGAGAACGCAAACCCCCGACGGCCCGCCGGAUCCCGGGUUGAACAACGGGCACCUGCCCCACGCGCUGGCCGUGCUGUCUCUCGGCCAGAUCCGGAUAACUGGGAGUAGCAACGAGUACACGGAGGGCCCCACCGUCGCCCGCAGGUCGCCGGCCUCGCAGCACAGGCUGCAGGACAGCGACUCGGUCACGUCCCCUGCCCUGUCGAGGACAAGCGGGCUGGAGGUCGGCGAGGAGCAGCCCGACGACCCCAGCGACCCGCAUGCGGCCACUCGGCACGCCGGCGCACACGUCACGGUGUCGUCCGGUGUGGAGGACUCGCAGAGCAGCAUCAGGACCAGCGUCGGGAGCUCCUCGUCGGGAUACAGGCUCCUCGGCAGCCUGGCGGACGGCGACCGGGCGGUCCGGAGCCAGCCCAAGGGCGCGGAGCUCAGCCUGGAGGAGCUGAAGCCCCUGAGCCCCUCGGAGCCCAGGGCGGUGGCGGCGGUGCCGGGCCGCGGGGACCGCAAGGCCCACGGCAAGCACUCGGACAAGUGCGCGAGCUGCGGCCGCUGCCGCUGCCCGGAGUGCGCGCGGCCGCGGGCGCUUCCGUCCUGCUGGAUGUGCGGCCGGCGGUGCGUGUGCUCGGCGCAGAGCGCGGCGGAGUACGCCACGUGCGUGUGCUGCGUCAAGGGCCUCUUCUACCACUGCUCCAGCGACGACGAGGACACGUGCGCCGACAAGCCCUUCUCGUGCGCGCAGGGCCGCUGCUGCGCCCGCUGGGCCGCCGUCUCGCUGCUCUCGCUGCUCUUCCCGUGCCUCCUGUGCUACCUGCCGGCCAAGGGCUGCGUGGCCGCGUGCCAGAGCGCCUACGACCGCGCCAGCCGCCCCGGCUGCCGGUGCCGGGGCGCCGGCGGCAAGCGGGCGUAGGCGGCGGGGAGGGGGGACCCGGCGCCGACCGGGCUCGGAGGCGCGCCGGCAGAAGCGUUGACUUUUAGUGCUGUCCGUCGUUGACGCGGACAGCGGUUGGAGCCGGUCGUCGGCCUCGCAGUGGGAGUUGACUUGACAGGUAAACCAAAAGAAGUGCUUCACGCGUUUAACAGCAUGACGGCGAAAUGUAAUCAGUUCACACAAGUGCCCAGAUAUUGAUGAGUCCAAAUGGAACACCUCCUUUAAAACGUUUUAACACAACUUAUUCGCUACGACCAGACUCCUGUUACUAACUCCAUGUAACCGUAGCGAAUGAAUAAAGUUUGACUUUUUUUUUUUUUGUACAUAACUGUGAAAGGUUUUUUGCCAAACCAGCGGCGCCUUGAAAAUCCACGUUUAUACGAAAUCGGUAAAUUCACUCAGACGAAUUUUGUACAUUCACUGGAAGGUAUAUCAAUCAUGUUUAUGUAAUUUACAGAGGAGAAAUCUUUACCCUUCUACUUGUAAAUUGUACAGUGACCUUAUAUGAAAAAUCUAUUUUCUAAUUCCAACAUUGCUUAGUGUAAAGUGAAAAAGAUAUUUAUUUGAAGGUUUAUUAUUUUAUGAGAAAUAUUUAUUUUCGGAAAGCAUUGUUAAAUGUGUCACAGCCUUUGAGGCCGUUCUGUGGUCGCUGCAGAUCUGAGGUGACCUGUAGGAGUAUCAAAGCUGGAUGAAUAGUUCACUCUGAAUUAGGCUGCGAAUAUAUUAACGUUUGAAAUUAAACUACCUUAAAAGCUGA
Molecule: messenger RNA, 2416 nt
Organism: Betta splendens (Siamese fighting fish)
Lineage: Eukaryota; Metazoa; Chordata; Actinopteri; Anabantiformes; Osphronemidae
Gene: spry2
Product: sprouty RTK signaling antagonist 2
Exons: 2
Coding region: 631-1638 (335 amino acids)
Biological process (GO): negative regulation of fibroblast growth factor receptor signaling pathway; animal organ development; multicellular organism development
Cellular component (GO): cytosol; membrane
Source: RefSeq, a predicted model, not a curated record